UUUUAAACAGCUGCUGACAGUCAAACAGAAUCAGUGUUAGUUUACAGGAUCAUGGCUUCAUCCUCUCUCAGCUUCUUGCUUCUCUUCAUCACUGUCCACUUAGCAGAUGGAUUUCUGUAUUAUCAUACAGCACGCUGUGUGUUUAACUCCACUGAGCUGAAGGACAUUGAGUAUAUCCGGUCUUUCUAUUACAACAAACUGGAGUUGAUAAGGUUCAGCAGCAGUUUGGGGAAGUUUGUUGGAUACACUGAGUUUGGAGUGAAGACUGCAGAACAAUGGAACAAAGAUACUGCAUUGCUGAGCGCAGAGAGAGCUCAGAAGGAGGUGUACUGUCUCCCAAACACUGAGAUAUGGUACACAAAUGUUCUGUCUAAAUCAGUUGAGCCCUACGUGGUCCUGCACUCCACGGCGCCUCCUCCUAAACAACAUCCAGCCGUGUUGGUCUGCAGUGUCUACGACUUCUACCCCAAAGUAAUCAAAGUGAGCUGGUUCAGAGACGAACAGGAGGUCACCUCAGGAGUCUCCUCUACUGGUGUGAUGGAGGACGGUGACUGGUACUACCAGAUCCACUCUCGCCUGGAGUACACACCCAGGAAGGGAGAGAAGAUCGCUUGUGUGGUGGAACAUGCCAGCCUGAAAGGACCUCUGAGGACCUACUGGAAUCCGUCCAUGCCUAAGUCAGAUAAAGAAAAGAUUGCCAUCGGAGCCUCAGCACUGAUUCUGGGUCUGGUCUUUGGUCUGGCUGGAUUCAUCUACUACAGGAACCACACCCCAGAUCUGUUUUUGCUUGAUUCAGAGAAAACCAAGAUUGCCAUUAAAGAGUCAGGACUGACUCUGGAUCAGGUCUUAUCUCUGGCGAAAUUCAUCUACUCCAAGAAGAAGGCCCAAGGACGCAUUCUGUGUCCUUCCUGAGGAAAGGUUCUGGUCCUGAUCUUGUUCCUGAUUCUAGUCCUGGUCCUGAUUCUGUCUGUCAGAUGACAGAAAAUACCGUUGCUGCUUAAACCUGCUUUCAAAUGAUCGUUUCUGGACUGGACUCUCUAAACCUGGUCCAGGACUGAAGUCUGAAGCUCAGCUGGCCUGGACCUGGUCCAGAACCACCACAGUGUGAAUCCAGUCCUGCUGGUUGAUGCAGGUGUUUCAGUGGAGUAGUCUGGUCCAGUCCUGGAUCAGGUUUAAUGUGGACUCUGAUGUAACAGCUGGACCUGGUCUCUGCUGCUUCACUGUGUUGAAUGAAUCAUUUUCAGCCUUUUCUGUCUGCAGAACAACAGCUUUGAAAUCACUUGUUAGCAAAUGUUUGACUGAAUGUAGCUGCAGCUCCACUGAUUGACAUUUAUCCUUUUAACUGUAUAAUUUUUAUAAACUUUGACACAAUCUGA
Molecule: messenger RNA, 1376 nt
Organism: Acanthochromis polyacanthus (spiny chromis)
Lineage: Eukaryota; Metazoa; Chordata; Actinopteri; Pomacentridae
Product: H-2 class II histocompatibility antigen, E-S beta chain-like
Exons: 7
Coding region: 52-912 (286 amino acids)
Biological process (GO): immunoglobulin production involved in immunoglobulin-mediated immune response; positive regulation of T cell activation; antigen processing and presentation of exogenous peptide antigen via MHC class II
Cellular component (GO): membrane; MHC class II protein complex
Molecular function (GO): MHC class II protein complex binding
Source: RefSeq, a predicted model, not a curated record